UGCGGUAAGUUCCACCGCAGCUAGAGCUCCGGGUGGUCAGCAGGAAGAGGAGCUCGGCGGUUCCGUGCAGUUUAGCCGCAGCAUUCCCUUUGCUGGGUGUCUCGCCGCUGAGCCUCCGGAGAGGAGACGGACCCCUACUCCCUGUCAGAGAAAUGUCUGCUCCAGCUCAACCACCUGCCGAAGGGGCAGAAGGGGCUGCCCCAGGUGGUGGCCCCCCUGGCCCUCCCCCUAAUAUGACCAGUAACAGACGACUCCAGCAGACCCAGGCACAAGUGGAGGAGGUGGUGGACAUCAUGCGUGUGAAUGUGGACAAGGUCCUGGAGAGGGACCAGAAGCUGUCAGAGCUGGAUGACAGAGCUGACGCCUUGCAGGCGGGAGCGUCACAAUUUGAGAGCAGUGCUGCCAAGUUAAAGAGGAAGUACUGGUGGAAAAACUGCAAGAUGAUGAUCAUGCUGGGAGCUAUCUGUGCCAUCAUCGUGGUAGUUAUUGUAAUCUACUUUUUUACUUGAGAAUGUGCCACCCCUCCCCUGUCCUCCAUUGCCAUCCAAACCCAUGUCCCUCUCCCUCUGUUUGCUCUCUGCACCACCUUCCCCACCACCUUCCUCCACCCCAGCCCAGGCUCCGCCAUGGCCCAUCCCUUCUUUUCUGUUGCUUUCAUUUGCGCUCUGCCCCUCUACACUAGAAAUGCUGCUCGUGGUGCUGUCUUGAAGUGACAACCUGGAGAGCAACAGCUGGCACAGCCUCCUUCCUUACAUAUCCUAAGUUUCCCCGAGGCCAACAAUGACUGAGAGCCAGGGACAGGGUUGGGGGGCUUAGCUGAGGUGCUGUGCCCAAGAAGGUGCCGAGACCAGGGGAGGAGAAGGGGACCCGCGUGGGUGGGUGGUGUUGCCAGAAAGGCCGGGGCGCUGUGUGGGAAGAAGUGGUGGACAGCAGGAAAACUGCAGCGCGUGGCUACCUGCUCGCUGGUAGGGUCCCGUGUGGGCCUGUGGUCCAGCGUGGGCCUGGUGCAGGACCUUCCAGAAAGCCAAGCCUGUUUGUUGUAGUGAUAUCUAACCUGGUAGUGCAAGAUUUCCUCAGUUGUCAGGGAUCGCACAGCCUCCUGGGCCCCCCGAGACCCGGAGAACGGGUGUUGCCAGCAUGCAGGGCUCCCACGCCCGCCCGAGGCACCCGCCCUCCAUAAUCAGACCUGGAAGCGGCUGUCUCUUGGCCCUACCGUUUUUUUUUUUUCAGUGGCAGUAGGUCUGGUCCACACUUUCAGCAGCAUUCUGUAUCGCUCGUGAGGGCACCAAAUCAUUUCAUAUAGCCAACGCUUGGAACUCAUGGUUAGUUUUAACGGACACAUAGAGAGAGACUAAACAGAUGCAGGGAGAGAACAGGAGACAGAUAAAGUGAGGGUGCCUGUCCGUGGCCGAGAGACAGUGAGUCAAGAGGCCAGGGGGACGGCGAGCUGCGGGAAGCCGCGCCUUGCCCUCUCAUUCAGGAGGGUCCUGCUCCUCUCUUGCCGCUGCUAGAGGAGUGUGAGGGCGCUGGACAUGAGGAUCUCAGACUCAGGGGCCCUGUCCUUCAUGCCACCCGAGGAUACCCCUGUGUCCUUGGCAAGGACAGCGGUGAGGGCAGGGGCCCUGCCCGAGGCUUGGUGGAUCCUGAGUCUUCACAGAGUCCGGGAUGCACCGGCUUGGGUUCAGCGGGCGGGCCCUCUGGUCCAGAGCCGCCGCUUUGUUCUUCCUAUGCUGGCUCCCCUUUUGAAGCCCCUCGCCAUCUGAAUCCCCCUUUGCCUCCUCUUUCCUCCUCUUCACAUGGCUACGGGUGCAGAGGAAGCUGAGAACAGGAGCUGCGGGCCAGCCUGGGGGCCGUUGCUGAGCUCCAGGCCAGGGCGUUGAGUCGGGCAGACCUGAGUGGCGGGUGGGGGCAGGCUGGGGUGGGAGGGGGAUGCCCGUGACCCUUUAUUCUGUCUGUCCGCCUGCCCACCAGUGGCAAGAGACAGGCGGGUCGGGGCGGGGCUGGGGGCUCCCUUUCCAUGCAGCAGCAUUUCAUGGCGCAGAACCAUCCUCCCUCCCCCUUCAGCCCCUAUCGUUCCCCACAUUCCCUCGUCCUGCCCCAGGGCAGGACUGAAGAGCUGGAAGAAAGCAGUCAGUGUACCCUCCCAGCGCCCCCUCGAAGUCUCCACUCUCCCCUGGGCUCCUCCUGGCCUAGUGCAGGGGUCACCGCUGGAGAAGAACCACCACGGUCCUCGAUGGCCCAGGCAGGAGCACAGCCACCCUUGGCCCGCCCAGUCCUGUCUCGGGAACUUGCCCCUGGGUUUUCCUCCCUCUGAGGCUCAGCAGUUCUAGUGGCUUUGUUCUUUGGGGGGAUUUAGCCUUUCCAUUUUCCUUCUCACCCCACCGUGCAUCCUCUUCUGUGUCCUGGCUGUGUCCCCCCCCCCCCGCCCCGUGUGCAUGAGCAAAUAUGCAACUGAAGCCUGGGCUCUGCAGCCCGGCGAGGCCGAGCUUCCCACAUCCCCUUCUUGAGUUUGCCAUGAGAUGAUGUGGGGUUUCCACUGUGUGUCUGUCGUCACCUCUUUGUCUUUUUUCCGACCCCCAACCUCAUACUUGUAUAGAGCGAUAACAGUUGUACUUCCACCAAAGGCAUGUGCAUAUACUGAUUUCAUGUAUUCUCAACAAAGGCAAAAAAUACAAAUUCCUACCACUAAACUGACUUGCUGUUGUCUG
Condylura cristata (star-nosed mole) is the source of this 2708-nucleotide messenger RNA. It is a transcript of the gene VAMP1, whose product is annotated as vesicle-associated membrane protein 1 (synaptobrevin 1). Gene Ontology annotation, cellular component: plasma membrane; SNARE complex. NCBI's taxonomy places the organism in Eukaryota, Metazoa, Chordata, Mammalia, Eulipotyphla, Talpidae. Gene Ontology annotation, biological process: vesicle fusion; SNARE complex assembly; vesicle-mediated transport. The record is from RefSeq and is a predicted model, not a curated record. The coding region runs from base 153 to 509 and encodes 118 amino acids. The transcript has 5 exons. Gene Ontology annotation, molecular function: syntaxin binding; SNAP receptor activity.